AUGGUGUCUUCUCAAGGCCUCCUGCUGCUGGGGUCUGUGGUUACCGCAAUCUGCACAGGUGCUGCCCCAUGCAGGAUGAGUGACGCUAGUGUUGCGACAAGCCUGACGGCCGGCGCUUCAACGCGUGCGGAGGUCUCCGCGUGCGACAGCGGUGAACUGGUUGACGGCAGAAAUGCGGUAGAGCUCUUGCAGACACGCGCAAGCAGACUCAAUGAAAGCGCACCCAGUGGGUUUUUGAUUGACAUGUACCCUGAAUUCCCCAUACUGACGAGGCAGUCGCCUGAGAUGCAAAAGGCCUUUCGCCUUGUGGGAGGCAUCUUGCUUUUGUGUUUCCUGCUGGCGCUGAAGUUCGCCAGCACGGACGUGUUGGUGGGCAUGGCGGCCUUCUUGGACCACUUUAUGACCUCGGCCCUCUAUCCCAUGGCGCCGACAGUAACGCCGAACUACCAGCUCAUUGCGGUGCUGCAAAAUUCCAAGAAUCUCGUAACUUGUCUGCUGGUGCCCUUCGCCGGCAAGUUCAUCGAUGGGCGCGAGAAGAAGUCCAUGCAGCUUGGGAUGCUCUGUGCUCUGCUGUGCAGCCUGGGCUUUGCCCUGAAGAAGGACUACGGCUUGUGGCUGGCAGCGCGCUGCCUCAGUGGAUGCUCAACCGCAGGAAUCCUCUGGGGCGGCUUUGCUCUUCUCAACCAGGUGCAUGCCAAGGAUGCGGCCGCCCGCGCGCGGGCCAUGUCGAUGGCCAUGUCUGGCCUCUACGCCGGGCUGAUUACCGGCCCCCAGCUUGCUGGCGCCUUUGUUGAUGACUCGCGGUUCAUCUUCCUCCUCCUCGCUGCAACCCAGAUGUGUGUGUGCCUGACGCUUCGCCUCCGCCUGCCAGACCUGUCGCAGCUACAGACGCCAAGGCAGAAACAGACGGAAGCAGCGGCCGAGGUGGCGACGGUCGACCUGCUGGAGCUGGUCCUGGACCCUCAAAUCGGACUGCCGACUGUGGCGCUUUUUCUAAGCUUGACCUUGCAGGGUGCACUGACUGCCACAACUUUCAAGUACAUGACGAGCCUGGGAUACGAUCACGUGAAGCAGGACCUCACAUGGCUGAUGUCUACGAUUCCGGCAAUCGUCUGUGUGGGCCUUGUUCCCGUGCUUCGGUCUGUGGUAGCAAGUCAGACGUUGCAGAUUUCAGCACUGGUCCUGGGUGGUGGUGCUGCGCUGGCGUGUUGCGGCUCCGGCUACAUCUUCCUUGCCCUUACGCUGGUGGGCUCCAGCGCCGCAGCCGGCAUUCUGAAUGGAAAUACACCAGCCAUGUUGGCCGAUCGAAGCCAGGAGAAGUACCACGGCACGGGACAAGUGCUCAUUCUGCCCAAUACAGCAGACCAGGUGGCCUUCAUCUUGGGGCCCUAUGCAGGGGGGUCGAUUUGUCGCUAUGCGAGCUUCCAAGUGAUGUGCCAUGUCAUUGGCGGGUGCUUGGUGCUCUAUGCCGUGGUCCUGUUGCUGUUGACAUGUGCGCGGCAAGACGAAAGGUUAGAACCCGAGGCGGAGCAGCAGGUCAGCGUCGCAUCGGGGACUGAGCCGUGCGCACCACUUGAUGACUCUGUGGCUCGUAGUUCCUGA
Molecule: messenger RNA, 1602 nt
Organism: Symbiodinium natans
Lineage: Eukaryota; Dinophyceae; Suessiales; Symbiodiniaceae
Source: the annotation of a GenBank genome assembly